This is a messenger RNA of Cotesia glomerata, 2256 nucleotides long. Its product is annotated as maternal embryonic leucine zipper kinase-like. The transcript has 12 exons. Lineage: Eukaryota; Metazoa; Arthropoda; Insecta; Hymenoptera; Braconidae. The coding region runs from base 230 to 2128 and encodes 632 amino acids. Gene Ontology annotation, biological process: intracellular signal transduction; protein phosphorylation; microtubule cytoskeleton organization. Gene Ontology annotation, cellular component: cytoplasm. The record is from RefSeq and is a predicted model, not a curated record. Gene Ontology annotation, molecular function: ATP binding; tau-protein kinase activity; protein serine/threonine kinase activity.
UCUCGCUCGCGUCACCCGGCAGGCCGGCACCUGGACACCAGCGUACACUAAAGAGAAAGAUGUUAUUAAAUUUUUCUCAAGUAAACUAAAGUUUGUUGUCUUGUUGACUACUCAAGCUAACCGCUUAAUUGUAGUCAUAACCAAAACAUUGUAUAAAUAAUAAAUAAUUGUAAUUAAUGUUAUACCGGUAUAACUUUAUACAUUUAGUACGUUAAAAAAUAACACAAAAAUGGUGCGAUACACAGCAUUGAAAGGUCUUUAUGAACUUGACAAAACAAUCGGUUGCGGAGGGUUCGCGAAAGUUAAAUUAGGCACUCAUUUAGCGACCGGUGAAAAAGUAGCCAUUAAAAUAAUGGAAAAAGCAGCCCUAGGAGAAGAUCUGCCGAGAGUGAAAUUAGAAAUCGAUGCGUUAAAAACUUUAUUACACCAACAUAUAUGCAGAUUGUAUCAAACAAUUGAAACGAGUACCCACUAUUUCAUGAUUAUAGAAUAUUGUUCUGGUGGUGAAUUGUUUGAUCACAUUGUUGAAAAAAAUAGAUUGACUGAACAUGAAUCAAGGAAAUUUUUUCGGCAAAUUGUGUCAGCAGUUGCUUAUUUACACAGUUUGGGUUUUGCUCACAGAGAUUUAAAACCCGAAAAUGUAUUGCUCGACAAGGAGCAAAAUUUGAAACUAAUUGAUUUUGGGUUGUGUGCUAAACCUAAAGGCGGAAUGCAAACUCAUUUAUUAACUUCGUGUGGUUCUCCAACCUAUGCUGCACCUGAAUUAAUAUUAGGAAAAAAAUAUUUAGGGUCUGAAGUAGAUAUCUGGAGUAUGGGAGUGUUAUUGUACGCAUUAUUAUGCGGUUUUCUUCCCUUUGAUGACAAUAAUAUUGACAAUUUAUAUAAAAAAAUUUUGAGUGGAAAUUUCGACGAACCAAGCUGGCUCUCUGGUAGUAGUAAGCGUUUGAUACGUGCAAUGUUACAGACUGAUCCAAAAAAACGUAUUACUAUUGAAGAACUCUGCAAUCACUCGUGGGUUAUAAAUGGCAGUAAUUCUUCACCUUUCAUCCCUACAAAGAAAAAUAUAUUGGAAAAAGAUAACGAAAUAUUGGGGAUAUUAUCAGAAAUAUGUUAUGACUCAGUUCAGAAUAUAUGGGAGUCGUUACUAAAUAGUACCCGGAAUGAUUACAAAACAGCGACGUAUUUGUUGUUGCUAGAUCGUAAGAGCAAACGAUUACCGCUAAGGAUAUAUCCUGGUGCUUACUGUUAUCUUUUAUCUGAGAACUGUAAAAAUAUGAGAAACGAAAACGAAGUUAAAACCCUAAUAACUCAAUUGGACAAUUCACCACGAAGACCAUUGACAGUAAAAAGUACCGACAAAUCAGAAGCUACGAGAGGACUGUCGCCAAUACCGGACAUAAAGAAGCCGUCAACAGAGUCUCCAGCUUCGGGAGCUCGUAAAAGAGUUCAUGAUACUAAUGAGGAAGACGACAGUAUAUCUCCGACUGUACCAGUUAAGAGAAUUCAAAUGGAUAAGUUUAACGAUACAGUCCCCGUUACACCGAAAGAUAAAAAUAAAUUUACACAGGGUACAGGUACAAAUGCAACACCAGGUAGUGCUAGGAAGGUAAUAAUAGGUUUAGAGCGUGGACUAAAUCGUAUUAGAGAUGUCUUGACGCCAAAAAGGAAACUUAAGUGCGUUAACAAUGAUAACUCUCCGGAUCAACCUAUUGUUCUUAGUGGAAAAGGCCUUUGUAAUGUAUCAUCAACAUCAAAUAAUUGUCCAAAAGAUGUAUUAUCACAAUUACGACGUGCAUUACAACGUAAAGGAAUUUUCUGUCGACAAAAAGGCUUCAUUCUACAAGGAGAAACUGAGGUCUAUGACAAUGAGAAUAUAAAGCAAGGUCAAAGAGCAUUUGGUAAUCAAAGGAAAAUCUGCUCGUUCGAAUUAGAAGUUUGUCUGCUGGAUGGAUUUUCAACUAAUGAUAAACCGGUUGUCGGUAUACGUAGGAAAAGAUUGAAAGGCGAUGCGUGGGUUUACAAACGAGUAUGUGAGGAAAUAUUGGCACUUGCCGCUGAGGACGUUAAGACCACCGAUCAGGAUUCUGUUGAGUCAGCUAAAACACCGUCAGGACAUUGUCUCAUUUAAUGGUUCUAAAUAGGAUGUAGAAUGAUAGUGAUGGGAUCUACUUGCUCCAAUGACUCCGUACGCUUCGUUUAUUACGUUUUUAUAUUAAUUGUAAAUUAAUUUUUUAAUAACUAAUCAUAAGUGAUAUA